Molecule: messenger RNA, 1514 nt
Organism: Odobenus rosmarus divergens (Pacific walrus)
Lineage: Eukaryota; Metazoa; Chordata; Mammalia; Carnivora; Odobenidae
Product: keratin, type II cuticular Hb5-like
Exons: 9
Coding region: 24-1508 (494 amino acids)
Biological process (GO): keratinization; intermediate filament organization
Cellular component (GO): keratin filament
Molecular function (GO): structural constituent of skin epidermis
Source: RefSeq, a predicted model, not a curated record
GCGCUGCCCUGCACGGCUGAGACAUGGCCAGCCGUUCCUACCGCUUCGGCUCCAGCGUCGGAGUCAGGAACUUCAGCUCCUGCUCUGCGGUUCUGCCCAAGCCCUCGGCCCAUAGCUGUGCCGGUGCCCUGAGCUCCCGCGGGGGCAAUCCUGGGGGGCCCGGCUACAGGCACCUUGGGGGCUUCGGCAGCCGGAGCCUGUGUGCUGUGGGGUCCCCGCGCAUGGCGGUGAGUUGUGGAUGGCCCCUGCGCAGCGGGGGCAGCUUUGGCUACCGCUCCGGCGGCGUGUGCGGGCCCAGCCCGCCCUGCAUCACCAGCGUGUCGGUCAACGAGAGCCUCCUCACGCCCCUCAACCUGGAGAUCGACCCCAAUGCGCAGUGCGUGAAGCACGAGGAGAAGGAGCAGAUCAAGUGCCUGAACAAUAAGUUCGCUGCCUUCAUCGACAAGGUGCGCUUCCUGGAGCAGCAGAACAAGCUGCUGGAGACCAAGUGGCAGUUCUACCAGAAACGCAAGUGCUGCGAGAGCAACCUGGAGCCCCUAUUCCAAGGCUACCUUGAGACGCUGAGGUGGGAGGCUGAGUGCGUGGAGGCCGACAGUGGGAGGCUGGCCUCGGAGCUCAACCACGUGCAGGAAGUGAUGGAGGGCUACAAGAAGAAGUAUGAAGAGGAGGUGGCCCUCAGGACCACAGCCGAGAAUGAGUUUGUGGUGCUGAAGAAGGACAUAGACUGUGCCUACCUGCGCAAGGCUGACUUGGAGGCGAAUGUGGAGGCGCUGAGGGAGGAGAUGGGUUUCCUGCAGGCCCUCUACGAGGAGGAAAUCUACCUUCUUCAGUCACAAAUCUCGGACACCUCGGUGGUGGUCAAGAUGGACAAUAGCCGGGAACUCAACAUGGACUCGGUUGUGGCCGAGAUCAAGGCUCAGUAUGACGAUGUUGCCAGCCGCAGCCGGGCCGAGGCUGAGUCCCGGUACCAAACCAAGUGCGAGCAGAUGAAAGCCACAGUGAGCCAGCAGGGUGAGAACCUUCGCAGAACCAAGGAUGUGCUCAACGAGCUGAACCGCCUGAUCCAGAGGCUGACAGCGGAAAUGGAGAAUGCCAAGCAGCAGCGCUGCAAGCUGGAGGGUGCCGUGGCAGAGGCGGAACAGCAGGGCAAGGCGGCCCUCAGGGACGCCAAGUGCAAGCUGGCGGGGCUGGAGGAGGCCCUGCAGAAGGCCAAGCAGGACAUGGCCUGCCUGCUCAAGGAGUACCAGGAGGUGAUGAACUCCAAGCUGGGCCUGGACGUGGAGAUCGCCACUUACCGCAAGCUGCUGGAGGGCGAGGAGACCCGCUUGUGUGAACGUGUGGGCUCCAUCAAUAUCUGUGUGAGCCAUUCCCAGGGCGGUGUGGUCUGCGGGGACCUCAGUGCCACUAUCCCCCGUGGCCUGGGGGGCGUGGCAACCAGCAGUGGCAUCCUCUGCUCCCCCUCUGUAGUGGGUACCUGCUCCAGUGUCAGAUCGGUGCGGUUUGUGUAGGGGGUG